This is a messenger RNA of Dryobates pubescens (Downy woodpecker), 2128 nucleotides long. It is a transcript of the gene SERPIND1, whose product is annotated as serpin family D member 1. Gene Ontology annotation, molecular function: serine-type endopeptidase inhibitor activity. Gene Ontology annotation, biological process: blood coagulation; negative regulation of endopeptidase activity. Bases 144 to 1610 code for a protein of 488 amino acids. The transcript has 5 exons. NCBI's taxonomy places the organism in Eukaryota, Metazoa, Chordata, Aves, Piciformes, Picidae. The record is from RefSeq and is a predicted model, not a curated record.
UGUUUGGUUUAGAGAAAUGUUUACUUUGGGAGACACACAAAAACCUAGCGUCAAAGUUCAGAUUUAAACUCGGCCAUUCCCCUAACCUCAGCUACUCCACACAUCCUUUCUGUACAGUGGCUUAAAGCUUACAACCUGUCAGAAUGAAGUUCCUGUUUCAUUUGCUUGCCUUUGCUCUCAUCAUCACCUCCACGUUUUGCGGAGUCAAGGACUUCACCGAGCACUUUCAAAGUCUUAAAAAUGCACAGCCAGGUGAAAAUGUGACCUAUGAUAUGCCAGACUUACCACCAGAGUUCCACAGGGAAAACACCAUCACUAAUGACUUGAUUCCUGAAGAGGAGGAGGAAGAAGACUAUCUAGACCUUGACAAGAUACUAGGGGAAGAUGACUAUGGUGACAUUAUUGAUGCUGGUCCAUACAUGGUCUCUGAAAUUCAGCAAGGAAAUAUUCUUGAACUGUUCCAAGGCAAAACCAGAAUCCAGCGCCUCAACAUCCUCAAUGCCAACUUUGGCUUCAACCUCUACCGCAGCGUGGCAGACAAAGCCAACUCUUCAGAUAACAUUCUUAUGGCUCCUGUGGGCAUUUCCACUGCAAUGGCAAUGAUUUCUCUGGGUCUGAAGGGUCAAACCCAGCAGGAAGUGUUAUCUGUUCUUGGCUUUCAGGACUUCAUUAACGCCAGCAGCAAGUAUGAGCUGAUGACCGUUCACAACCUCUUCCGCAAACUCACUCACCGGCUCUUCAGGCGCAAUUUCGGCUACACCCUGAGGUCUGUCAAUGAUCUUUACAUUCAGAAGGACUUUUCUAUUCUGAAUGAUUUCAGAAACAACAUGAAAACAUUCUACUUUGCUGAUGCCCAACCAGCUGAUUUUUCAGAUCCCAACUUCAUCACCAAAACCAACGAACGCAUCCUGAAGCUGACCAAGGGAUUAAUAAAGGAAGCCCUAGUGAACGUGAGCCCUACGACGCUGAUGAUGAUUCUCAACUGUCUUUAUUUUAAAGGAACUUGGGAAAAUAAGUUUCCAGUGGAAAUGACAACCAAGAGAAGUUUCCGACUCAACGAGAAGCAAACCAUAAAGGUCCCAAUGAUGCAGACUAAAGGAACCUUUCUAGCUGCUGCAGACCCCGAGCUAGACUGUGGUGUGAUCCAGCUGCCCUUCGUGGGGAACAUCAGCAUGCUGAUUGUGCUCCCACACAAACUCUCUGGCAUGAAAGCUGUAGAAAAACAGAUAACACCUCAAGUGGUGGAAAAAUGGCAGAAGAGCAUGACAAACAGAACAAGAGAAGUGGUUCUGCCUAAAUUUAAGCUGGAGAAGAGUUAUAACUUGAUUGGUUAUCUGAAAUCCAUGGGAAUAGAAGAACUGUUCAAUGAAAAUGGCGACUACUCUGGGAUAUCAGCUGAGAAAGUCACCAUUGACAGGUUCAAUCACCAAGGCACAAUAACUGUGAAUGAGGAAGGCACAGAGGCUGCAGCAGUAACCAACGUGGGGUUCAUGCCUCUCUCCACUCAGAUUCGCUUUAUUGUCGACCGCCCCUUUUUGUUCCUCAUCUACGAGCACCGUACCAGCUGUCUUCUCUUCAUGGGCAGAGUUGUCAACCCAGCCAAGCCUUAAGAGCAGGGAAAACCUUCAACAGCCUGCUGUUCACGUUAAUAUCCCAGUAUCAUAAAGGAAAUGUUGUUGUCAUAUUAUCUAACACAAAAGCCACUGGCAGCAAAAGAAAAUAGAUUCUCUGCAGGUGGACUCAUAGCAGUAGGUAAUUUGACUGCAAUUUUAAAUGGUUAGUGCCAGGUAUUGAUAAGUGUAUUAAAGAGAAAGAAAAAAACCCAAACCACAAAGUAAGUUACACUUUGUGUUCUACUUCAGUGUAUACAAUGUAAUCAAUAAAAUACUUAGACUAUCUGGAUUGUUGAAGUUUAGCUCUAAAUAUCUGCUAGGAUGCCUAUUUAGAAUAAAUAGGAAAAGGAGAUGCAGAAUACCUGAGCAGUCUCAGAAACCUGAACAGUCUCUCCUGGCCUUUUGCUUGCAUCAUUGAACAGUCAGCAGCCUUACACACCAUGAACCUCAUGGACUGGUGUACCAAAUAAGAGGAGAUAAAAAUGGCUUGGAAGAAUAAAAUGCAAAUGGAUCCU